CUUAUCGAUUCUUUUCAUUACGCCAAAUCUAUGCUCGUCAGUCAGCAGCCCGUUCAACAACAAAGAAGACGUAAUGGCGGAGAGACAGAAGUGGUCAAGGCCGUAGCUUCACUUCAUGCUGUUGUUAGCCUCCCUGGAGCUGCUAGCCCACUGUGGAGCCUCGCGCAUCCCCGCUCCAGGUGGACGGCGGGUGGGGCGCUGUUGUUGUUAGCCUCCCUGGAGCUGCUAGCCGACUGUGGAGCUUCGGCGUAUCCCCACUCCUGCUGUCGGAUUUCAUGGGAAUGCCAAGGAUGGUUUGGUUUCUGCAGAUGAGCAGCCUGAAUCCUGAAAACCAGGAAAGCUGUUGAACAUCUAAUCAGCCCUCCUGACCACUGGAGACUGGUCCUCAGACAGGUUUGUGUUGCAGCUGUGUGGCCGGGCAGCCUGGCUGCCUCCCUGCCUCCAGAUGAAUGAAGAGCACUCCAGGACACAGAGACACAGCUGAUGCAGGGCAUGCAGGUGUUUCUGCAAAUAUGAUGAAGAAAAAGAAUCCCCAUAAGAAACAUAAGAGCAGUCUGGGUCCGACCACCAAAGUUCUGUCACAGCCACGACGCAACAUCGUCGGCUGCCGGAUCCAACACGUCUGGAAGGAGGGAGGAGGACACGUGAUUUGGAAAGGGACAGUGCUGGACCAGGUGCCAGUGAACCCGUCUCUCUAUCUGAUAAAGUACGAUGGUUUCGACUGUGUUUAUGGUCUGGAGCUUCACAAAGAUGAGAGGGUUCAGGGACUGGAAGUGCUCCCUGACAGACUGGCUAAAUCCCGUCUAACGGACGUCAACCUAGCGGACACCAUGAUCGGUAAAGCAGUGGAGCACAUGUUUGAGACGGAGGAGGGUCCAAAGGAGGAGUGGAGGGGGAUGGUGCUGGCUCGGGCUCCCAUCAUGACCACCUGGUUCUACAUCACCUACGAGAAAGACCCGGUGCUCUACAUGUACCAGCUGCUGGACGACUACAAAGAGGGAGACCUCCGCAUCAUGCCCGACUCAAAUGACAGCGUCCCGACGGAGAGGGAACCUGGCGAGGUGGUGGACAGCCUGGUGGGUAAACAGGUGGAGUACGCCAAAGAGGAUGGCGGCAAACGAACGGGCAUGGUGAUCCACCAGGUGGAGGCUAAGCCCUCCGUCUACUUCAUCAAGUUCGACGACGACUUCCUCAUUUACGUCUACGACCUGGUCAAAACUUCAUAAGACUUUGCGGAUGCCCCUCCCGCGUGACGGAAACAAAAUGCAGCACAUGUUGAAGCAUCUGAUCCAGCGCUUGUUCUUCAGACCAUCAAAGACAAAAAUAAAGACUGAAGAAAAAUAAUUCUCACAAUGGACGGAUUGGGAACGAUUAAGAUGGAAAAAAAACAGCUUGGUGAAAUUGAAGACUCAUCUGUGACCAUCGUAGAUCCCUCAAAUAUAUGAAAAAAGGUCAUGGUUUUCAUUUAAAGGUCCAAAACUUUCCAAACGCACCAUAAUACCCUUCUGAAAACAUCAGAGGCCUCCAAAAAAAAUCUGUUUUACUCUAGAAGAAAUUUUCAAAAGGACACCGCCUUCUGUUGAAGCGAGACUGAGUCUUUUUAGAAUCUGACCUCCUAUACAAAAAUUAGCCUAACUCUCAAAACCUUUCCCAAGAAACUAAACCGUCAAAUUCAUUUUCAGUGUCUGACACCAUCCAGUGAAUUUCGGUCUUGGUGAUAUGUGCCACAGCUAACGAGACUGGUUUUAUUGAAGCUAACUCUUCUGUGCUAAAAAACAAGGAAACAAGAUGAGGAAAUGUGGUCACUGUCCCUGAAACGUGGUCUGGAGUUGCUGGCGGCAUGAAAACAUGACAAAAUUGAAAGUCAUCAAAGAUUUCUGGCCGCAGAAAAAUGAGUGGCAAAGAAGUGAAGUCCAGAGCUGGUUGUGGAAAGGGCUUCAAAAAGGAAGACGAGACGAAGGAGAAUUCUCGGACUGAAUAGUGUCGUUGAAGGUCCAUCGUCUUCGACAUCUGUCUCAUGCAGCAAGGACUGGCAAUUGUACGGAAGCCCAUUUCUGCCAGGAAAAGAGAAACAGAUGGUUAAUAAUAAGGCUGGACAUCACUGCUGAUUUCCCAAUUCAAUUCGAUUCAAUAAUGAUUCCAUUAGGUCGAUUCAUUACAAUAAUGCAGAUGCCUUCUCCAGUGUUGUUUGUUUCAGAUCCGAUGUUUUGCAAAUUGCCCAUCUUGGUGAUGUCUUGUUAAAUGGUUUCCAAGUCUUGUGGUACUUCCACAACUAUAUUUCGUCGCAAUUUUGCACAUCUUACGUACGGCUUUUGUCCAGCUCUUCUUUGUCUUCAUUAAAUCCGAAAUGCAACCAGACAUCUGCCUUUAGGCUCAGUGGUGCCGUCAAUGGAGCAGGUCCCGGCAUGUAUUGAUUCAGCUGAGGUUCAGUAGUCCCUUUUAUAGUCAGAUCUCUUGGGGUGAAGAACCAAAAGCUAAUAAGACCAAUCAGGUGAAAGGUCAUGGAUCCACUGGAAAAGUCAUAUAUGAAAAGAUCGAUCUUGGGAGUUUAUGAAUCAAUCUGGAUCAUUCAAUUGAAGAUUGAUGUGAAUCAGAGAGAUUUUUUUUUCCCAACCCAGUUGGAGUUAGUUAGACAAUUAGAAAUUGGAAUUUGAUUUGGUAAAGGAAUAAAAACAAAACUAGUCAGUCACUAGCAAGACAAAAUUAUGACAUGCUAAUUCAAACGUAUGAUUUUCCAAAUCAAAAUUAUGAUAUACCAAGUAAUUUUAACAUAUUGUCUGCUAAUUUAAUAUUGUUUUCACUAAUUAGAACUCAUAAUUUGAUUUGGUAUAUGAAUAAAAAAAAUAGACACCAAAUUAAAUGGUACUUUGUCAAAAUGGAUAUUCUUAAUCAAAAUUGAGACAUACCGAGUAAUUUUUACUUGCCAUCUCCGAAUUUGACAUAAUUUUAAGUAAUUAUAAUUAUAAGUCAUAAUUUGAUUUUGUGAAUCAAAGUUUUUAAUUUUGAUUUACUAUAUCAUCAUUUUUACUAAAUAUUUGGCUAAAAAUCUCAAGUUUUACUUGGUCAACAAUUUUUUUUAUUUUGUUUUAAAAAUUUUUUUUUUUUUUUCAGCAAUUAUUAUCUCAUAACUGAUGUGCUUGAUUUACCACGAGAAUCUUAAUGUUUCUCGACACUUUACAUGCCAUCUUUUUUUUUUCUUGGCUGAAAUGGGAUUCUAUAAAACUGAGAUCCAUAGGACAGGAGACCACACACACUGGUCCCAGUUUAACAUCAGUGCUGGACUUGACACUUUCUGAAGCCUUGGAGAAAAAAAAAACAAUCACAGACACACAGAGACACUUUGGAAAUAUCCCCAAACUUAAUUUAUGGCCCUUUUGUUUAAAUGAAGGUUGAUUGAAGAGACGGGAUCUGUUGCGGUUGUUGUACAGAACAAAAGACAGGUUUCUUCAUCAUAUAGCGCGCUUCUUACACAGGCUCCAUCUCACCGACUUCAGCUGAAUAUUCAUGAAGAGUUUCAACAAAUCCUGAUUUUAAAAAAAAAAAAGAUGGGGGCUUUUUUCUUUCUUUUUGCUUUUACAAUUGCCAAAACCCCUUCCUGUUGUGAAGUUGUUUGGUGUUAAAGACGAUCGGACAGCUUUUUCUUGUGAUUUCACUGAAGCCUUUGGAUUUGCUUUCGUGUUGUCUUUUCUAAGUCGUCGACGAAGGAGUUAAAAGGACAGAGGAACGACACUGAAACUUGGCCAAAGCCCUUUCUGUCCUUGGCAGUUUGUUUUAAUGUUAAAAACCUUGUUAUGGACAGACAAACUGGAUCUGAGGUUUAUCGGGCCCUUCUGCCUCCGUUUGAACUUCACAGUGGUGGAUUCUUAAUGUCAAAAUUUGUGGAUUUAAGGACUGGAAAACAUGAUUCAAUGCACCUUAAAUCUUGGGGGAUGAGAAGAAGAAUAUUCCCUGGACAGUUUGUGAACGUGUCGGACUUAAAUUGUCACCAGAAUCUACAAGAUAAAAACAAAUCUACUGUAGUGAUACAGUGAUAUUUCUAAGGCGUCAGUGGCGCCAGUUCACAUCCAUGUCUCUGUUGAGGAAAUUAUUACUGAAACAAAAGUAUCCCAGUUUGUAUUUACACACAAACCAAAAGAUUCUGGACUCCUGGUGGUGCAGAUCCGCUGCUCUCCUGGCCGUCUGAACAAGUUUCUGUCGGACGUCCACGAGACGAUCUGGUCUGUUCCACAGCAUGUAUGCAGUAAGAGAGGACAGUGGUGUUUAGUAUAUAUGAAGAGAUUAACAAGUGAAGGGUUAAAUUUCCUUUUAUACAAAUGUACAUUUUAUUUUAUUUGGAUUUACUCAAGACUGAAGGUUUUCUAUAACCACGUUCUGUACUAGUUGGAAGUAUUUGAGCUAAAUUUGCAGUUUGACAGUUAGAAUGGAGCUGUUUUAAAUUGAUAUCCCACAUAAAGUUGCAACCAGCUGUAUUUGUAGAGCAGAAAAUAAUCCCGGAAAAGCCUUUAAUCAAAACAAAUAACAUCAAACACAAGGCAGUUUGACGGCUUGUUGGUUCAUUAAAGGAGACUUGUGUUUUUCUUCAUGUUAGGUACGUUUGCAUCUGUUAUUUGUGCCGGAAAACAAGGCAAUAUUUAAAAAAAAUUCCAUUUACUGUAAAACUAAGACGUCAGUUUUUGGUGUUGAACAAAAUUGUCCACUGGUAAAUGUUCAGUCUUUUUAUUUUUCUUCUGAAAACUGAGUAAAGAAACCAGUAAAGGUCAAUGAGCCAUGCAUGAUAUCCUUAAAGGGUAACUUUGGUAUUUUUCAACCUGAAUAUUUUCCCAUGUUUAAUGGGAACAGCAAUUUUGAAAAUGGUCCAGUAGCAAGAGCCUUGCAGUUGGUAGCAGCGAAACAGUGAAUCCACAUCCACUAAAAGUGUUUGUUUUUGUCACUGACAGGCUCAGAUUAUUUUCUUAGUGUCUGACAACAUUAUGGAAAGGAUCCCUACAGAGAUAGCUAUUUUCUAUUAAAGAGUCAGAUCCUUUUUGUUUAACCACUAACAGCCUUGAAAUCCCCAUCAUCAAACCCACCAGACUCCAUUUAAAUAAAUUGUAAUUUUAGCGUUUUCGGUGCCAGAAUAUUUUCACAUCUAACUGGGUGAAUUAAUCGUUAAAUAAACCCUUAACUGCUCAGUUGAAAUACAAGCAGAGUUAGUGAUUAUUGGAAACAUGGAAAGAUGAACCAAGAAGAAAAAAGCAGAAGCUGUUGAGCACUGUGAAGUUAUGUCCACUAAAAGUGGUUGUUUUUGUCACUGACAGGCUCAGAUUAUUGUUAAGUGUCUGACAACAUUAUGAAAGGAUCCCUACAGAGAUAGAGCUUUGUAUUAAAGAGUAAGAUCCUUUUUGUUUAACCAGAAACAGCCCCAAAGUCGCAAUCUUCAAACCCACCAGACUCCAUUUAAAUAAACAGUAAUUUUAGUGUGUAUAGAGGCAGCAUGUUGUCACAUCUAACUGGGUGAAUUAACAAAGACGUCUAUCUCUGUAGGGAUCCUUUCCAUAAUGUUGUCAGACACAUAGAAUAGAACAAUCUGAGCCUGUCAGUGACAAGAACAAACACUUUAAGUGGACGAACACUGAUGGUGCGAACAUGCCCAGAGUGGUUACAUUGCAGCCUGUUUUCCUGCUCCACUACUGGAGCAGUUUAAAAAUGUGUUGCUCCCAUUUGUCACAGACACAAAAUCAUGCACAAAAAGGGUCCAGGUUAGAAAAAUACUGACGUUACCCUUUAAUCAAUCAGACAUCUCGGCUGACUCGCUGUACAGAACAGAGUAACGCAUGAAAAACCUUCAGUCUGUGUACUUCCUGUGAUGUAGUUAGUUGCCGAGGCAGAUUACAGCUCUUAUUAUAACCGCACUAAAAAAAACUAAAAAAAACUAAAAAAAAAAAAAAGACAGACUCUCUCAGAGAUCUGUAGGUUUCUGCACUUCUAUAUCUCUUUUUGUUUUUCAUUAAAGAGAAGUAUGAUUGUGAUCAUCUCAACAGGCACUAUUUUUUAAUUUAACGAGAUAACGCGUCGUCACUAAGACUUGUUUCGCAGCCGGGUUAUGUCCAAUUCAGUCAGUUAAUUUCAGUUUGUUGUUAAUGUUGGAAUGACAUGGGCCUUCUAUCAUCCUUCUGCCUUGUAUUAUUUUUGUUUUUGUAUGUUUUAAAAUGUAUGUUAAUAAUUUUUAUUGUUGAUGGAAAACCUGA
Molecule: messenger RNA, 6227 nt
Organism: Epinephelus moara (kelp grouper)
Lineage: Eukaryota; Metazoa; Chordata; Actinopteri; Perciformes; Serranidae
Gene: spina
Product: spindlin-1
Exons: 8
Coding region: 450-1226 (258 amino acids)
Biological process (GO): gamete generation
Source: RefSeq, a predicted model, not a curated record